GUAUGGUCUGCUUGACUUGCAAAAGUGUGGUGUAGAAAAACAUCAUAAGCUCCAAAUCUUGAUUUAACUCGGCCUUUUUCUUUGUCCAUUUCUUCAUCUCCUCCACAUUUCACGUUUCAAUUAUCAAGGCCAAGGAGAGUUUUUCGUCAUUUUUUUUUCUUUCGUACGGCUUCUCGAUGAUUUGGAAUAAGAUGGCCUGCGAGUGAAUUUUUUUAUGAACGCCAAAGACUGACAUUAAGAAUUAUCCAUCAUUGACGUUAAUAAGUCUGUCCCUGCAUCUCUCUCUUUACACGAAAACGCUCACCAAUGAAUUCACCAAAGUGACUCUCACAAGUGGGUGGUUCACAUGACUGGACUUCAUCGCAAACAAAUCAUUUAGUGCUCAGAAAUCAUAACACGACAAUCUGGAACUCUGUGUGUGAGUGUGUGAGUGUGGGUAAGUACUGUCUCGUUGACUGGCUCUCCGAUUCUCCGCCCACCACAUUCUCUGUCUCUUUAUGUGUGUUCCGUCUUUGCUCUCUUUCCAUUGGCCUUUCCAUGGAUCUCCACCUCGAAAGCUUCGUUUCCUGCCAACUUUCUUGGCAUUUGACAACGAAUACCAGUUACAAUCAAAACAUCGAAGCACUGACAAAUACCAAAGACAGGUCCGAGAAAUAUCAAAGGUAGGCAAGUAAGAGUGCCUUCAGUAUGUCAGGAGUAAUUAAGUUUCGUCUCAAAAGUCACGACAAUGACUUGGAAGUGGCGAGGAUACUAGCGACUGUUUCCGUAACCAUGGCUGUACGUAUAACUUUGGGGGGAAUUUCUUUUUAAUUAAAAUCUUCUGACCGUCAGCCUAUGGAAAUGAACAAGAAGGAAGGACUCAUAAACAAGCGCAAGCUCUUUGUCAGAACCAGAUCUGAAGCCAAGAUCAAGUUAGCCCAAGAAUCAUUCAGGAACUUUCGCACCAAGAGCAGUGCCAAGUUCUCCAGUCUCGUGAGCUCUCCCUCGGGGUCCAAUUCAGAGAUACUCGACUUCCUAGCCCAACAACGGGCUCAGCAAGCCCUCGCAGCCACGGCCAACGUCAAUGCACCCAACCUCACCAAGGAGCCGGACGAGCCCGAUGUUUGCUACGAGGAAAUCGCCCAUCUCAUUCCCAGUUUCGCCAAGACCUCCUUAGAGAGUGUGGAGCUAAGUGUCUCAAGUGACAAGAGUAGUGAUCUCUCCCCAGAGAAAUUGAAUUCGCGAUCCGAAAGUGUUGCCCGUCGAGAUAGUUUGGGCACUCGAGCGUCCAACCUCGUAAAUCAAAGCUCUCUCUCAUUUCAUCGCGUUUCCUCACAAGCCAUUGAAAAGCUAACCACUCAACAGCGAAGGCCCGGAUCCCUGAUUAGAGCUUACUCGGAAACCCCCGAAGACCCUUCUGAAGACGAUGUGGAUCAUGCGUAAUGAAGAUAUAUAAGACACUCAAGUUUUCAGUUGCGACCUAAAAAUAUUUUCUUGUACUUGCGUUCUCAUAAAAUGUAAUUUGCGGGCUUCAUUCGCACUCGGCCGGAGUUAUUUAUUGCACGAACCAAGAUGGCUGAAAAACAAUAUUUGAAGAGGUUGGUUCCGUUGUGAUCAAAAGAGGUUUCAACAUCAAAUGCCAUUUUGAAUUUUAGGUGCUUGUCCAAAUCAUAAAU
Messenger RNA from Tigriopus californicus, 1655 nucleotides. RefSeq lists its product as uncharacterized. The transcript has 3 exons. The coding region runs from base 835 to 1422 and encodes 195 amino acids. NCBI's taxonomy places the organism in Eukaryota, Metazoa, Arthropoda, Copepoda, Harpacticoida, Harpacticidae. The record is from RefSeq and is a predicted model, not a curated record.